This is a messenger RNA of Solea senegalensis (Senegalese sole), 944 nucleotides long. RefSeq lists its product as uncharacterized. The record is from RefSeq and is a predicted model, not a curated record. Bases 187 to 678 code for a protein of 163 amino acids. The transcript has 3 exons. Lineage: Eukaryota; Metazoa; Chordata; Actinopteri; Pleuronectiformes; Soleidae.
AGGGCGAGCUGGAGGAGGAGAGGAGGAAGCGAGCGGAGGAGCUCAGGUGUUACUUUCCUCCACUGACACAAGUUUGUUUCCUCCAGAAAACAGAAAGUGUGGUUUUCUCACGCUCAAUCUCCAAUCUCCAGACUGAAGAAAGUGGCAGAGGAGGAGGAGAGGAGGAGGCGUGAAGAGGAAGAACAAAUGCGAGCGAGACAGGAGCAGGCGAGAAGGGAAAGCGAGCGGAGGAGGCAGGAGGACAGGAGGAGGCAGGUGGAGAGGCUCCUGAACAUGAGAGAGGAAGAGGAACAAAGGAGGAAAGCUGAGCUGGAGCGUUUGCAGCUGGAGGAGCAAAGGAGGCAGGAGGAGGAGAGCAGGAUGCUGCAGGAGAUGGAUGAGGGCGAGAGGUUCGAGUACCUGCGGAGAAAGGAGCAGGAGGAAGAAGAGAGGAGGAACAGAGAGGAGGAGAGGAAGAGGAGAGAGGAGGAGGCUGCUUUAAGGGCUGCAGAAGAGGCCAGGCUCCAGGCGCAGAAGCUCCUCAGAGAGAUGGCGCUGUUGCAGCAGCACUUGACAUUUAAACGAGAUCUCGCGUUGGAGGCCGGAGGUCUGGAGAGUACCCAGGGUAUCUCCCGACCGUGGAUCUACUCUUAUUUCAGUUUGCUGCAGUUACUGGGACUAAAUCCCACUCCGAGCUGAGACCUCGACAUGAUGGACGGAGUUGGAGACACGUGAUUUUGUCCAUUUUGUACAUACCAUACCAUUUUCAGUUUCUUUCCUUUGUUUCAAUCAAAGACUGUAUGGAAACACCUGCACUUCUUUCCUUACACGCAAGUCAAGUCACAGUUACUAUAACAAAGCCAAAUUUAAAAAUUAUGGGAACCAUAUUAAAUGAUUGGUAACUUUUUAAGGCUAAAAAUGUAAUAAAAUCCUAUAUAAUAUAUAAAUUACAAAGCCAACAGUGA